This is a messenger RNA of Agrilus planipennis (emerald ash borer), 1124 nucleotides long. Its product is annotated as L-xylulose reductase-like. The coding region runs from base 185 to 922 and encodes 245 amino acids. The transcript has 5 exons. Gene Ontology annotation, molecular function: carbonyl reductase (NADPH) activity; L-xylulose reductase (NADPH) activity. The record is from RefSeq and is a predicted model, not a curated record. Gene Ontology annotation, biological process: xylulose metabolic process; glucose metabolic process. NCBI's taxonomy places the organism in Eukaryota, Metazoa, Arthropoda, Insecta, Coleoptera, Buprestidae.
GUAAACUUGUAUUCAUAACUCUUCGCGAACGUUGUUUAUCAUCGGUUAAGUAUUGAUAAGAAUCAAAUUGAUAAAAGAUAUGUGUGCAUAUGUAGGUGUAUAUAUGGUGAGGAGAAGAGAAAAGCAAUAAAUUCCAGUUUAUCCAGCAAUAGCCGAAACAAGCGUUUAACUUGAAUUAGGUAAAAUGAAUAUUUCCUUUGUAGGAAAACAGGCAUUAGUUACUGGAGCCGCUUCAGGAAUAGGGAAAGAAAUAACCCAGAGAUUAGUUCAAUGUAAUGCUAAAGUUAUUGCGGUUGAUAUAAACCCCGAAUUGCUAAAUUCGUUGAAAAGAGAAAUUCCCACGGUUACGCCCCUAGCGUUGGAUCUUUCGAAAUGGGAAAACGUAAACAAUUUAAAUCUAUUAGAAUUAGGCCAUGUUGACUUACUUGUUAAUUGUGCUGGGGUUUGUUUCGAAGAAAAAAUUACUGAAAUAACCGAAAGAAAUGUUGAUAGACAAUUUGAUGUUAAUACAAAGCUCAUAAUCAAUUUGACCCGAAAGGUGGCUUCCGAUCUUAUUUCUCGUAAUGUUCCCGGAUCGAUUGUAAAUAUUUCCUCUCAAGCGUCGAUGGCUGGCAUAGUUCUUCAGUCUGUUUACUGCGCCACGAAAGGUGCUGUGGAUGCAUUUACACGUGCCGCAGCCCUUGAACUUGGUCCCUAUGGUAUUCGGGUCAACAGCGUCAAUCCGACUAUAAUUAUGACUGAAAUGGGACGAAGGGCAUGGUCGGAUCCUGUUAAAUCGGCUCCGAUGUUGGCCAAAAUACCACUGGGAAGAUUUGGUAAAGUCGAAGAAGUAGCAGACGCAGUAAUAUAUCUUCUUAGUGACAGGGCAAGUUUAAUUAACGGGGCUUGUUUACCUGUUGAUGGGGGAUUUUUGGCAAAUUAAAAUAAAUCUAGCGGUAAGUGCAAAUCACAACUAUUAGCUUUCACAACCUUUAAGGUCGUAUUAAUUACUUUUAAAAAUAAAAAAGUAGAAAAAGCGUCCUUAAACAAUUGUAAAUAACUUAGAAGUAACCAUAUAAAUAUCUAAGUUAAGUUGUGGUUAUUAAGUAAUAGUAAAUAAUAAAGAAAUGCUUUAAUUUUGAAAA